This is a messenger RNA of Daphnia pulicaria, 564 nucleotides long. RefSeq lists its product as uncharacterized. Lineage: Eukaryota; Metazoa; Arthropoda; Branchiopoda; Diplostraca; Daphniidae. The transcript is spliced from 5 exons. The record is from RefSeq and is a predicted model, not a curated record. The coding region runs from base 1 to 564 and encodes 187 amino acids.
AUGGAAUUUGGAAAGUUAAAAACCAGACAUAUCUUCAUCAUUUACAAAACAUUUGCAGCACGUCAUGGUGAAUCUUCCUUGGCACCAGUUACAAUCCAAAAGCUAGAUCUUGGUCCUGUUCCCAGUGUCCCAGAAAAGUCUUUUCGCAAGCGUGAGUUGUCUUCGCCAAUUCUAACUGGUGAAAGGGCUAAAAAACAACUUGCAGAUCGAGAAAAGCGGAAACAGGGACGUGGAAAAAGGAGGGACGAUGAAUUUGACGAAGACUUUGAUGAAGACUUCGAUGAGGGUUACCAUCAAUAUAUGGCAAUGAAUGGAAUGGCCCAAUGUUCCAGGAAUGUGUCCCCUAAGACUUCUAAAACUUUAGAAGAUACCAUCAUCACUGUUGAUCUCGAAGAAUUAGAGACAUCCUCCAAGGCGAAAGGGAAGAAAAUUGUAAAGGCUGGAAAAGGGUUGCUGCUUGAAGGAACGAGAAGGUCCUCUAGGCUUAUAGCCAAAUCAAAAAUCGAUGAGAAGGAAGUUGAAAAGACUCAACAGAAGUUCUAUGUUUCUAUUGUAAGGAGCUAG